CAUGUGCCAACCUGCACCGGAGAAGUUGUUGAUUCUGGGGUGAGUGUGAGGAGUACCUCCCCUGCUCUCUCCACUUCCACCCUGCCAUCCCCUACUCCACACCGAGACAUGGUUUAGCCCAACCUGUCCAGCAGUCAAGAUGAUGGCCUCUGUGGUUGCCAACGGAAACAGGAAGACGUCACUGUCCCUGAAAGGGGUGGACCCAGAAACCUGCAUGAUCGUCUUCAGAAACCACUGGGCACAGGUGGUGAAGAUCUUGGAGAAACAUGAUCCUGUCCAUAAUAGCGGCGGUGGCUGCCUUCGUCUCGGUCCGAUCCCCGGUGACGAGGCCAGCGCGGUACAGAACUACGUAGAACACAUGCUGUUGCUGCUGAUGGAGGAGGAAAGCUCACUUUUUCAGAUAGAAAUGCCAUUUAUAGAUCUGUCGUUCUCAUCGAAAGCCAAUCCGAUAAGCAGUAGAUCCAUUCUAUGUGAGAAAGAGGCAGCAUGCCUGUUUCUACUGUAG
Messenger RNA from Salvelinus sp. IW2-2015, 505 nucleotides. Its product is annotated as FHF complex subunit HOOK-interacting protein 1A-like. The record is from RefSeq and is a predicted model, not a curated record. NCBI's taxonomy places the organism in Eukaryota, Metazoa, Chordata, Actinopteri, Salmoniformes, Salmonidae.